GGAACACUGGAGACAUGAGCUGCGUGAUAUCAUUGCCUGGAAGGUCGACAAAGCUGUUAACUGACACUCUGAUGGAGUCAGCUCUUGACUCGAUGCUGGGGUAUAUGUCUCGACAAUAAUCAUCUGAACCCAGCAGCACAAAAUGAUGAAAACUUCAAGUCAUUCUAGGCAUUGUCUCCAUGUACGCUUUUCACAACAAAAACACCUGGAUCACGACAUCUAUGAAGCCUCUUGAGACCUUCAGCAUCAACAAGGAUGAACAAGACAAAGUCCAAUCAAACGACAAAAUGGGGAACUGCUUGCGCCCAAUGUGCUGCAGCCAAAGCAAAGUGCUCUCGAACGUCCGAGACACGAGGGUCCAAGUGUGACAGAUGCGAGCGGUUGCUCAAGACCUGUACGGAACGAAUACAGGGGCCCAGGAAGCAGAGACAGUCAAGGACAGCAAGCAGGAAAGAAUAUACAUCUCCUUCCCUCGACGGUGACACCUGCGGCUCCCUUUCACCUUCCUCCACCACGUCAACUGCAGAUUUCACAUCAACAUCAAUCGCCGACCUUGCUGCCGACAUCAAAAUACCUCUGAAACAGGCCCCAUCAAGAAGCGGGACCUCAUCACCCUUACUCUCUAUAACCCUCUCCCCGUCUCCCGCCCUCCGGACAUCCGUUCCGCCUCUCGAUAAUCUCCAAAGUUAUCCAUGGUCCCCAUAAAGUCCUACAGCAGAUCAAGACGCUGUGCAAACGUUCCUGACCCAAAUCCAACCAAGUUUCCCGUUUAUAUUAGUUCCAAACAACGUGGAUAGUCAAGCGUUGG
Molecule: messenger RNA, 808 nt
Organism: Neurospora hispaniola
Lineage: Eukaryota; Fungi; Ascomycota; Sordariomycetes; Sordariales; Sordariaceae
Exons: 2
Coding region: 256-705 (149 amino acids)
Biological process (GO): regulation of DNA-templated transcription
Molecular function (GO): zinc ion binding; DNA-binding transcription factor activity, RNA polymerase II-specific
Source: RefSeq, a predicted model, not a curated record